GUGAGGUGUAAAAUCUCUUCAAAAAGUCAACGUCGAAAAUUCUCUCAAAUUUGUUUGCAAUUUUUUUAAUUUCUUUCGACUUGUUCACAUAAAAUGGACGACGACUGGGCAGCAGCAGUCACCGCGCAAGAAAAUGUUUCGGAAAAGGUGAAACAGAUGACCAUUGGUAGUAACAGUUCAUCAAAGCCUGCUCCGGCGGCACCACCUUCACCACCAAGUAAUGAUCAGGCACCUAGUAAUGUUGUGUCUGAUGAGAAACCCUUAUCAAAAGAAGAAAAUUCAUUGCUCACAAAGGUCCUCAGAGCUAAACUAGUUGAAUCAACAAAAGAGGUUGAAGUUCAACGCAAAGACCCCAACUCUCCACUGUAUUCAGUUAAAUCAUUUGAAGAAUUGCCCUUGAAGGAUGCAUUGCGUCGAGGCGUUUAUGGAAUGGGUUUCAACUCGCCAUCAAAAAUACAAGAAACAGCUUUACCAAUGCUCUUAGCUGAUCCAGCCAGCAACAUGAUUGCCCAAUCACAGUCUGGGACAGGAAAAACAGCAGCGUUUGUUUUGACGAUGCUGAGUCGCGUAGACCCUGCAGAGCAUUUUCCACAGGUGAUAUGUCUUUCUCCAACCAUGGAGUUGGCAAAACAAACGGGAGCCGUGGCUGAACAAAUGGGAAAAUAUUGUCCAGAAAUCAAGAUCGCUUAUGCUAUACGAGGAAAUAGACUUGCUCGUGGUGAAAAGAUAACAGCUCAUAUUAUCAUUGGCACGCCUGGCACAUUGUUGGACUGGAUACUAAAGAUUAGAGCGUUUGAUCCACGAAAAAUCAGAGUGUUCGUUCUUGACGAGGCUGACGUCAUGAUCGAUACACAGGGUCACAAAGACCAAUCAAUUAGGAUACACAAAUUCUUACCAAAGGUUUGCCAAAUGUUGCUUUUCUCCGCCACUUACGAGGAACAAGUGAUGAAGUUUGCUGAAAGCAUCAUUCCCGAUCCUAUAAUGAUACGAUUAAGACGGGAAGAGGAGAGUUUGGAAAACAUCCGACAGUUCUAUGUCAUUUGUAAUGGCAUGGAGCAGAAGUUUGAGGCUUUGAGUAACAUGUAUGGUGUCAUCUCUAUUGGACAGUGCAUUGUUUUUUGCCAUACGAGAAAGGCUGCCUCGUGGCUGAGUGAGAAGAUGGCUGCAGAAGGUCACUCUGUCGCACUGCUUUCUGGCGAGAUUACUGUCGAACAAAGAAUAGCUGUGCUGAAUCGCUUUCGCGCUGGUAAAGAGAAGCUCCUUAUCACAACGAAUGUAUGCGCAAGAGGAAUUGACAUCGAGCAAGUUUCCGUCGUUGUAAACUUUGACCUGCCUGUGGAUAAAAUUGGCGCGCCAGAUUACGAGACGUACCUGCACAGAAUUGGGCGAACCGGGCGUUUCGGUCGCUAUGGACUUGCUGUAAAUUUCGUGAACGAGGGUCGUGAUUUGCCGACGUUAAAGAAUAUCGAAAAACAUUUUGGGCGACCUAUUGAGGAACUGAACACUAACGACGUAGAUGCCUUAGAGAAAUUGAACGAGUAAUUUAAUACCAAAAGGAUGGGAUUCAUAGGAAAGAUACAUAUUUCUCCAGUCGGAGUAGAAAUCAUCAUUUAAAAAGACAAUGUUCGUUGGAAAAUUGGUUAUGUUGUUGUUAAUAUAAAUAUUUUAAACAUUCGUAAAAAUUUUAACACUCAGCAGUUGAGUUUAGUUAAACAACGUUUUUUAAAGCGAUUCAUACGUGGUCCCGACUUUACU
This is a messenger RNA of Dendronephthya gigantea, 1755 nucleotides long. RefSeq names its product ATP-dependent RNA helicase DDX19A-like. The coding region runs from base 94 to 1542 and encodes 482 amino acids. Gene Ontology annotation, molecular function: RNA binding; ATP binding; RNA helicase activity. The record is from RefSeq and is a predicted model, not a curated record. Gene Ontology annotation, biological process: poly(A)+ mRNA export from nucleus. The transcript has 9 exons. Gene Ontology annotation, cellular component: cytoplasmic stress granule; nucleus. Lineage: Eukaryota; Metazoa; Cnidaria; Anthozoa; Malacalcyonacea; Nephtheidae.